Messenger RNA from Trichobilharzia szidati, 1448 nucleotides. The record is from the annotation of a GenBank genome assembly. NCBI's taxonomy places the organism in Eukaryota, Metazoa, Platyhelminthes, Trematoda, Strigeidida, Schistosomatidae.
CUAAGUUAUUUAAAAGAGAAUUUACAAUCACUAAUUUAUAAACAUACCAAUAUGGGACAUUCAACAACAACAGCACCACCAACAACAACACCAUCAACUCAACUGACUAACAAUAAGGCGGUGAAUAAUUCUCCUACACUUCAAAGUAUGCAUAUUCGUGGAUUUAUAGAUAUGCUGUAUCGAUUAAUAAAAGUAGCAUCAUCUGGUCAUGAACUUUUAUUGAUAAACAAAAUUAAUAUAAAUGAAUUAUUGAAACAAUUUAUGCAAUUAUUUAAUAUUCUAUUCCUGAAUCAAUUUAAUAAUGAAUUUACUAUUACUACUACUACUACUACUACUACUACUGCGACGACGACCAACACUCCUGUUGCUGCUGUUGCGGCUGCUACAACAACUACUACCACUAACAAUAAUAAUGACAGUCAGUCAACUUGUCCUUCGUCUGUAUUCAUUCCCCUACCUGAUGAUAAUGAUAACGUUGAUGAUUAUGAAAAAUAUUUUCAAUACCUGAUCACAAGUGAAGUAGAUGUCAUGUUGUUGGAAUUGAUUGCUCACUGUUUACAACUAUGCCUAUCCUCUUGUCCGUGUAAUCGUCAAACAGAAGGUAGAGGCAGAGAAGAUCAAAUCACCCGCCAUAUCGAUGAUACGCUACAUCUACUGCAGACAUUUAAAAAUGAUAUCCUCAAUUCGAAAAGUACAACACGUCAUUGGUGUAAACAAAAGUGGUCGUACUUAUUCAACAGUUCAAUAUUUGCCUCAAUGACCACGUUGAAAUUAAAACAGCAUAAGUGUUGUUGUUUGAAAAGGAUCAAUAUCUUAAAGGAUGAACUGUUUAGCUUAUCUAUUGAAUUGUCUAGUCAGAAAUUGAAUACAUUGACACGGUUGAUGGAUAUUGAUGCCUUUUAUCGAAGCACUGGUAUACAUUUCAAAGCUAUUUCUUUGGAUGAUACAUCGCCAUCAACAACGACAACAGAAGAUAAAAAUGAAACUGCCAGUAACACUGAAUCACUAUUGCCUACAGAUAACUUCGUAUCACCACGUGUGAUUCAUUUGAUCUUUCAGAUAGCCAGUUAUUCUAAUCAAUUAUGCAGGGAAGUGUUGAAGUCAAUUCUCAAAAAGGCGAUAAAGUCCAAUCAGAUAUGGUGUCAGUUAAAUGUCACACCGAGUCACCUGUUGAUUUCUGUUCUAUCGUUUCUGAGAAUCAUAUCGGCAACGGGACAGAUAAGAUGCUGGCGGCGUUUAUACUUCUUACUUGGCCGAUUGAUGAAGGCUGGUGUACUAACUUAUCCCAUACCAACAUUUUUAAUUGAUCAUGAAAACGGAAGGGUCGUCAAUAGUCUGUCAAGAUAUUUCUACUUAUUAGAUUGGAGUAAACUUCGUGGUACAUUCGAUCUAUUCGCAUUGACAUUUCAUGUAUUCGACUUAUGGUGUAAGUUGUCGUCUUCAUGUGC